Messenger RNA from Peromyscus maniculatus bairdii (prairie deer mouse), 1771 nucleotides. The record is from RefSeq and is a predicted model, not a curated record. NCBI's taxonomy places the organism in Eukaryota, Metazoa, Chordata, Mammalia, Rodentia, Cricetidae.
GCUCCUCCCACUGGGCCCCGAGGUGCCCAGUGACAAGCAGAAGAUGCCUCCAGAAGAAGACUGACAACACAGGGCUGUCCCUUCACCAGGGGACAGGGUAUGUGACAGGCAGAGGGCACAGCGGCAGGCUUCAGAGCAGAGUGUGUGCUCCCCUUACCAGCAGCACUCAGGAGGCUGAAGGAAGUGUCGGAGACCAGCGCCACAGGGCAGCCUGGGGCUGACGCCACGUCACCAGCCUGCAACAUGAAGAACCGUGGGUGUCUGUGCCAGUCUGUCUUUGGCAAGUGUUGAGCAAUGGAAGGAAGGCUGGAUGAACAGAGAACAUGCCCCAGCCUCACAGCAGCCCCCGACAGCUGAGGGAGCCUUGUGUGGACCCUAGGGCCUGGCACAGACAGGCCUGCGCUCUCUCCUGAAGAUGGACCGUCACAACAUGUCCUGGAUCCGCUACCCUAGCCAUGUGUCCCCAGCUGUGGAGGACGUCAUUGCAGCACAGACCGUCAUUUCUAGGUUCGUGCAGGUGUAUGUAGCAGUGUUUGUCCCGCUGGGCCUGGUGUCGGGGCUCUUCAGUCUCAUCGUGUUCAUCCAGGACCGCACUAGGCUGGGGGUUCUGGACAGGCUCCUUGCAGGCCUCACAGUCACUGGCAUCUUUGCGACUCUACUGUCCCUCAAUGCUGCUGGCCGGCCUGAUUACGUGUCCACGACCAACCUGGGCUGUGGGGCGCUCUCAUUCUUCUCCAACGUCUGCUACUUUACAGCUCAGUACCUGCAGGGGGCCAUGCUCGUCCUAUCUCUUCUGCCGGGAUCUUCAGGCUACCAGCUCUUGGCGAGGCCUGUGGCAAGCCUAGCUGCCAUCGGGGCCUGUGCUGUGUGUAGCUCGCUCAUCGUGGUGUCCCUGCUGGGCACAUCUGGGGAGCUGCACACAACCACCCUGUGCCAGGUGGAUCCACUGACUGCAUGGCCGGAAUACGAGAUUGUCAAGUUCAGCCUAGGCUUCGUAUUUGCCUCAAGCUUCCAGAUGGUUCUCUUCCUCCUGUAUGCUACACAGCCAGCCUGGCGGGUGGCUCCUGCUCCGAAGGACACAGCCUCUGGGCGCUGGGUGGUACUGGCUGUGGCUCUCAACAUGUUUGCCUGUAGACUCUUCUAUAAUGCCAUCCUCCUGCAUCGGGCCCAGCUGAAGCUUUGGAAGGAUGUGGGCUCCCCCAGAGAUGAGCUGUUCAUGAACCUCGCAGAGCUGGCCCUGUCUGUAGAGAGCUGCAUCAACUUGGUGGCCACCCUCCUCCUCCACCCACGGUGCAGGCUCAGGUUGCUGGGCCUCCACGAACGCCUCACACAGAGAUGUAGGCGGGGAGCGGACAACAGCAUGCCCUUGAACAGAAUAGGGGGCUAGACAGGGCCUGCCUGCUGGCACAAGCCACACUCCUUCCUGGUGUUCAGGGAAGAGUGCCUUUCUAGGGAGCCUGGGCAGGGUUCACAUGGUCUGGAUAGUGUUUAACAAACACGAGCUUGCCUUCGGUCACCUCGGCCUAUGCAAAACAAGACAGUUUCUCUUUUCAAAUCAACAGACGCACCUUGAGGAACACUGAGUCAAGGACACAAAGGCAUGGGUACAGAGGCUGACCAGAGACCAUGGGUCUGCUGGAGGGUGUCCUGACUAUAAUGGCCAUGUGUGCCUGCUGGCUGCCAUCCUCCAUUCCAUAGCCCAGGCCGAUGAUACAGGAAGGGCACUGUGGAAAUAAACAGUGCAUAACUUGUUUCUUUCUUUUUUAAAUAA